AUGGAGACUUAUUUAAAACAGAAUUUCGGUGGAGUGAAACCCAAACAUUCGUCGGACGAGACGUUGAAGAACUGGAGGACUCUGUGUGGUGUCGUCAAGAAUCCUAAGCGACGGUUUCGGUUCACUGCAAACCUCGUCAAGCGUCAUGAGGCUGCUGCCAUGCGCCGUGGCAAUCAGGAGAAGUUAAGAGUAGCGGUUUUGGUGUCGAAGGCUGCAUUGCAAUUUUUACAAGGUGAGUUCUUAGUACUUGUUUAUAUGCAUGUAUCGCAUCUAUAUGUAUAUAGGAAAAUUAAUCUACUCCUGAUAUGGAUAAUCACAGGGGUGGAACCGGGCGACUAUACAGUACCUGAGGAAGUCAAAGCCGCUGGUUAUGAAAUCUGUGCUGAUGAACUAGGUUCCAUUGUUGAAGGCCAUGACCCCAAAAAGCUAAAGUUGCAUGGUGGAGUAGAUGGUAUUGCAGCAAAGCUUAAGACGUCAACAACUGAUGGACUUUCUACAGAUAAGGAAGGGCUGAGCCGCAGACAGGAGCUUUUUGGAAUUAACAAAUUCACCGAGGCCGAACAAAAGAGCUUUUGGGUGUUUUUAUGGGAAGCCCUUCAAGAUAUGACCUUGAUGAUCCUUGCUGUGUGUGCCUUUGUCUCUUUGAUUGUUGGCAUAGCAACAGAAGGCUGGCCUAAGGGGGCUCAUGAUGGUCUUGGAAUUGUGGCAAGUAUCUUGUUGGUAGUUUUUGUAACUGCAACAAGUGAUUAUCGCCAAUCUUUACAGUUCAAGGAUUUGGACAAAGAGAAGAAAAAGAUAUCUAUUCAAGUUACCAGGAAUGGGUACAGGCAAAAAUUAUCAAUAUAUGAGCUCCUGCCUGGCGAUAUUGUACAUCUUGCUAUAGGAGAUCAAGUCCCUGCAGAUGGACUUUUCCUUUCUGGGUUUUCAGUCUCAAUUGAUGAAUCCAGUUUGACAGGAGAGAGUGAGCCAGUAAUGGUCAGUGCUGAAAUUCCUUACUUGUUGUCUGGAACCAAGGUCCAAGAUGGCUCAUGCAAAAUGUUAGUUACAACAGUAGGGAUGAGAACCCAAUGGGGAAAAUUGAUGGCAACUCUUAGUGAAGGGGGAGACGACGAAACUCCACUGCAGGUUAAGCUAAAUGGAGUUGCAACCAUCAUUGGAAAGAUAGGUCUUUUCUUUGCCUUGGUGACUUUUGCAGUUCUGGUGCAAAAGAUGCUUACUCGUAAGAUCAUAGAAGGAACUCACUGGAGCUGGGCUGGCGAUGAUGCCUUAGAACUGUUGGAAUACUUUGCCAUUGCUGUCACCAUUGUUGUUGUUGCAGUUCCAGAGGGAUUGCCUUUGGCUGUCACGUUGAGCCUUGCAUUUGCCAUGAAAAAGAUGAUGAAGGACAAGGCACUUGUCCGCCAUCUUGCAGCCUGUGAGACUAUGGGGUCUGCAACAAGUAUAUGCAGCGAUAAAACUGGGACGUUAACAACCAAUCACAUGACUGUAGUGAAAGCGUGCAUUUGUACGGAAGUCAUGGAUUUGAACAAACAAGUCACCUCUGAGAUCCCAGAUAAGGCUUUAAAGCUUCUUCUACAAUCAAUAUUCACCAACACAGGGGGAGAAGUUGUGAUUAACCAACAAGGGAAACGUGAGAUACUAGGAACCCCAACAGAGACAGCCAUACUGGAGUUUGGAUUGUCACUUGGAGGUGAUUUCCAAUCUGAGCGCCAAGCAUCCAAAGUUCUCAGAGUUGAGCCUUUCAACUCUACGAAGAAACGAAUGGGGGUGGUGCUGGAGCUUCCUGAAGGAGUAGUAAGAGCACAUUGUAAAGGUGCUUCAGAAAUAAUCUUGGCUGCUUGUGAUAAGAUGAUCAAUGCAAAUGGUGAAGUUGUGCCUCUUGACCAGGCAUCCAUUAAACAUCUAAAGAGUACAAUUGAGAGUUUUGCUGAUGAAGCCCUUCGAACUUUAUGUCUUGCUUAUAUAGACAUCAAAAGUGAUGUUUCGGCUGAAACUCCUAUUCCAGCUUCUGGGUACACCUGUAUUGGAAUCGUGGGUAUCAAAGAUCCUGUGCGCCCAGGCGUCAAGGAGUCGGUAGCUAUUUGUCGGGCAGCUGGUAUAACCGUCCGUAUGGUUACAGGAGACAACAUAAAUACCGCAAAGGCCAUAGCUAGGGAAUGUGGAAUACUUACAGGUGAUGGUAUUGCAAUAGAAGGUCCAGAUUUCCGUGAAAAGAGUCUGGAGGAAUUGGACAGACUAAUUCCCAAGAUUCAGGUGAUGGCUCGAUCUUCUCCUCUGGAUAAGCAUACACUGGUGAAGCACUUGAGAACAACAUUUGGCGAGGUUGUGGCAGUUACUGGUGAUGGAACAAAUGACGCCCCAGCACUUCAUGAAGCAGAUAUUGGGCUUGCAAUGGGCAUUGCUGGGACUGAGGUAGCCAAAGAGAGCGCGGAUGUUAUUAUUCUAGAUGACAAUUUCUCAACAAUUGUGACCGUUGCCAGGUGGGGACGAUCAGUCUACAUUAACAUUCAAAAGUUUGUACAGUUUCAGCUGACUGUCAAUGUUGUUGCUUUGAUAGUCAACUUCACUUCAGCUUGUUUGACAGGAAGCGCUCCCCUCACAGCUGUUCAGCUGUUGUGGGUGAACAUGAUCAUGGAUACAUUAGGAGCCCUGGCACUAGCAACUGAACCUCCAAAUGACGAAUUAAUGAAGAGACCUCCAGUUGGAAGAACGGGAAAUUUUAUCAGUGGUGUUAUGUGGCGGAAUAUCAUGGGGCAGUCUUUGUACCAAUUCGUAGUGAUAUGGCUACUUCAGUCAAAAGGAAAAUCAUAUUUCAGUCUUCAUGGAGAUGAUUCCGAUUUGAUCCUUAAUACCCUCAUUUUCAAUGCCUUUGUCUUCUGCCAGCUAUUUAACGAGAUAAACUCAAGAGAAAUGGAGAAAGAAGACGUUUCAGAUGGCAUAUGGGACAACAACGUGUUUGUAAGCGUUAUCUUUGCAACAUUCAUUUUCCAGGUGAUAAUAGUCGAGUACCUGGGUGCCUUUGCAAAUACAUCACCACUAACAAUCAUGCAAUGGUUCUAUAGCAUUUUUAUCGGGUAUUUAAGCAUGCCGAUUGCUGUCUAUUUGAAGAGGAUCCCUAUUUAA
This is a messenger RNA of Cynara cardunculus var. scolymus (artichoke), 3123 nucleotides long. RefSeq names its product calcium-transporting ATPase 2, plasma membrane-type-like. Gene Ontology annotation, molecular function: ATP binding; P-type calcium transporter activity; ATP hydrolysis activity. The transcript has 7 exons. NCBI's taxonomy places the organism in Eukaryota, Viridiplantae, Streptophyta, Magnoliopsida, Asterales, Asteraceae. The coding region runs from base 1 to 3123 and encodes 1040 amino acids. Gene Ontology annotation, biological process: calcium ion transmembrane transport. The record is from RefSeq and is a predicted model, not a curated record. Gene Ontology annotation, cellular component: membrane; intracellular membrane-bounded organelle.